Messenger RNA from Neoarius graeffei (lesser salmon catfish), 4939 nucleotides. It is a transcript of the gene dlg1a, whose product is annotated as discs large MAGUK scaffold protein 1a. Gene Ontology annotation, molecular function: kinase binding. Gene Ontology annotation, biological process: neurotransmitter receptor localization to postsynaptic specialization membrane; chemical synaptic transmission. The transcript has 26 exons. Gene Ontology annotation, cellular component: postsynaptic density membrane; neuromuscular junction; neuron projection. Lineage: Eukaryota; Metazoa; Chordata; Actinopteri; Siluriformes; Ariidae. The record is from RefSeq and is a predicted model, not a curated record. The coding region runs from base 355 to 3219 and encodes 954 amino acids.
UUUGAGGAGGCUGUGAGGACAGUAGAGGAGGGGCAGAGCCGGAGAAGUUUGUCAUAGGACCGUGUCGGGUUCGAGAGAGAGGAGGACAGCUUUCUGAAGACGAGAGAGAAAGAGGGAUAACUUCUAUCUGUUUUUUUUUAAACCGAGGACUGUUCGGAGGUCUUACUUUCACUCAGGAAAAAAGUUGCACGGGUUUAUUUUACUCUUCUCUGUUCCUGCAUCCUGAACAGUUCAGACAUCACUGUGACUGAUGAACGGUGAAUGCUGAAGGAUUUCCUCUUUCAGAUGGUGCAGAGAAGUCUUUGCAACAUUUUUACUGAGUAUUUGACCUGAUCCUGAUCCUUGGAUGUGAUCAUGCCAGUGAGAAAGAAAGAUACACAGCGAGCGCUGAAACUCCUUGAAGAAUACAGAUCAAAACUGAAUCAGCCAGAAGAUGCCCAGCUUCAACACUCCAUCGACAGAGUUAUCAGCGUAUUUCAGAGCUCGCUCUUCCAUGCCCUGAUAGAUAUUCAGGAAUUUUAUGAAGUGACCAUACAGGAGAAACAGAAUGAGUGUACGGAGCCCUUAAAGCCAGCAGAGCCUUGUCCUCCUGCUAAAAAUGUGCCAUCAGAAACCUGCACUAGUAAGAAGUACAGAUAUCAAGAUGAGGACAACACCUCUCCUCCAGAACAUGGCUCGACUCGUCUACCCGGGGAUGUUCAGCCUCCCGAGCUGGUGCAAGUGUCUGAGAAAAACAUCUCCCAGAUCGAGAAUGUCCACGGCUUUGUGUCUCAUUCACACAUCUCCCCUAUGAAGGUAGAGUCUCUGGAGUGCGUUUUUGAGAGCUCGUCCCCAGUAGGAGGAGAGGAGGUGCCGGCCCCUGCUUUCUCCACACUAUACUCUCGCAAUGAGACACUCAUGCAGCAGGCAGACGCCGUUCCUCCCCCUGCUCCCAUAAUCCCUGUGAUCCCUAUCGCGCCAGUCCCAGCUGAGACCACUGUCAUCCCUGCACCCACGUCACAGGCAAGCCCGGCCCCGGUGUUGGUGAACACAGACAGCCUUGACACUUCUCCCUAUGUGAGCCCAUAUGUAAAUGGAACAGAAGCUGAUUAUGAAUAUGAAGAAAUUACGCUUGAACGUGGAAACUCCGGUCUGGGUUUCAGUAUUGCAGGUGGCACCGAUAACCCCCACAUCGGUGAAGACCCAAGCAUUUUUAUCACCAAGAUUAUCCCAGGUGGAGCUGCUGCUCAGGACGGCAGGCUCAGGGUAAAUGACUGCAUCCUGCGGGUAAACGAUGUGAACGUGAGAGACGUCACGCACAGUCGAGCCGUGGAGGCGCUGAAGGAGGCAGGCUGCAUCGUCAGGCUAUAUGUCCGAAGAAGAAAACCCAGUGCUGAGAAAAUCGUGGACAUAAAACUCGUCAAAGGUCCCAAAGGUUUAGGCUUCAGUAUAGCUGGUGGAGUCGGAAACCAGCACAUCCCUGGAGACAAUAGUAUCUACGUCACCAAAAUCAUUGAGGGAGGAGCUGCCCACAAAGAUGGACGACUCCAGAUUGGGGACAAACUUAUUGCUGUAAAUGUUGUUUGCCUUGAAGAAGUGACUCAUGAGGAUGCCGUGGCAGCCUUGAAAAACACGAGUGAUGUCGUCUUUUUAAAAGUGGCGAAGCCCACCAGUGUGUUCAUGAACGACAGCUAUGCUCCCCCUGACGUCACCAACUCCUAUUCCCAGCACAUGGAGAAUCAUAUCAGCUCCCCGAGUUAUCUGAGCCAGCCCACAACCCCAGCCACGCCUUCACGCUUCUCCCCCAUCCCCAGAGGCUUGCUGGGAGAUGACGAGAUCACAAGGGAGCCUCGGAAGGUCGUGCUGCACCGCGGCUCCACAGGGCUUGGCUUCAACAUUGUAGGCGGAGAGGAUGGAGAAGGAAUCUUCAUCUCCUUCAUCCUGGCUGGAGGACCUGCUGAUCUCUGUGGAGAACUGAGGAAAGGAGACCGCAUCAUCUCUGUGAAUGGAGUGGAUCUCCGCAGUGCAACUCAUGAGCAGGCAGCUGCUGCUCUGAAAAACGCUGGUCAGACCGUCACCUUAGUGGCUCAAUACAGACCAGAGGAGUACAGCCGUUUCGAAGCUAAAAUCCAUGAUCUCCGGGAGCAGAUGAUGAACAGUAGUAUCAGUUCAGGCUCCGGCUCGCUCCGAACCAGCCAGAAGAGGACGCUCUACAUCAGAGCCCUGUUCGACUAUGACAGGACGAAGGAUUCUGGUCUCCCGAGUCAAGGAUUGAACUUCCACUUCGGGGACAUCCUGCAUGUGCUGAACGCUUCAGACGAUGAGUGGUGGCAGGCACGCAAUGUCACUGCAGAUGGAGAGGUAGAAGAGAUUGGCGUCAUUCCCAGUAAGAGGAGGGUGGAGAGAAAAGAGAGGGCCAGGUUAAAGACGGUCAAAUUCAACUCCAAGUCUCGGGACAAAGAACAGUCACUCAAUGGCAAGCGUAAAAAGCACGCCUUUUCACAUAAAUUCCCCUUCUACAAGAACAAGGAGCAGAGUGAGCAGGAAACGAGCGAUGUGGAGCAGCAUGUUACCUCAAAUGCCAGUGAUAGUGAAAGUAGCUACCGUGGACAGGAAGAGUACGUUCUAUCAUACGAGACUGUGCUUCAGCAGGAAGUGAAUUAUACUCGUCCCGUGAUUAUUCUGGGCCCUAUGAAGGACCGCAUCAACGAUGACCUGAUAUCAGAGUUUCCUCAUAAGUUUGGAUCUUGUGUCCCUCACACAACCAGAUCAAAGCGAGACUAUGAGGUCGAUGGCAGAGAUUAUCACUUUGUCAUGUCUCGAGAGCAAAUGGAGAAAGACAUCCAGGAUCACAAGUUCAUAGAGGCGGGCCAGUACAACAAUCACCUGUAUGGCACAAGCGUACAAUCGGUGCGAGAGGUCGCAGAAAAGGGUAAACACUGCAUCCUGGACGUCUCCGGUAAUGCUAUCAAACGUCUCCAGCUAGCACAGCUCCACCCGAUUGCUGUGUUUGUCAAACCAAAAUCAGUGGAAAAUAUUUUAGAGAUUAAUAAGAGGCUGAUGGAGGAGCAGGCCAAGAAGACGUUUGACAGAGCUAUGAAGCUGGAACAGGAGUUUACAGAGCACUUCACUUCCAUUGUACAAGGCGACACCCUGGAGGAGAUCUACAACCAGGUUAAACAGAUCAUAGAAGAUCAGUCUGGGCCGUACAUCUGGGUGCCAGCCAAGGAGAAAUUGUGAGAUGGCGGAAGUCAGAGAAACCAUAUUCCCCACACCUUUUUUCUUUUCUUAGUUUUUUUUUUGUUUUUUUUUAACUUUGCUCUUUUUGGGGGGUGAAUUGAAAUAGGAAAUGCUCCAAUAUCCGAGAGCAUGUUUGUAAGAGUGGGUAAAGAUGGUCCAGCUCAUCUCAUUAAGACAUGAUUUUGGAGUUGUGUUUCCAGAUUGCAGGGAGAAGUGCUCCACUUAACGAGGGCCUAAUUAGGAGAUAACACGGUACAGCUUCCUGAAUGUUUAAGGCAGGUGACUUUAUAGAUGAAAAAGGUUUUAAUGCAUACACGUGGGUUUUGUUCGGAUUUUUUUUCUUCAUAUAGCAGUGCAUAAAAAAUGCACUCGUGUACGAUCACUCGGAGCGACACUUUGCACGUUUUAGCACUAAAAGCAUGUUAUGGAUGGUUCUGUUCUACUUAACCUACAUUGAUUGAUUGAUUGGUUUUUAAGUUUUUCCUCAACAUGUAUUUGAGCUACAUUAACCACAGCCACAAAAAUCUUUUCUAUCAUACUGUAUACUCCCUAUGAUCUUAUAAUAGAUAGGAUCAAACCAUUUAUCUUAUGCAACUAUCCAGCUUCUAAACUGCACAAACCGAUGGAUGGUUGGCUUGAUGACGUGCACAAAAUAGGAUCUUGGCUCAUGGAUUCCUGGAUGUUUUCUGCUGAUCAGGGUGUUUAUGAGAGUAUGAAUUUGAGGUUUACAGUGGCAUGGCUGAAAAUGUUGUUUAAAAUUCAGGUGAAUGUGUAUUUUAGGAUUUAAAUUCACAAUGCAAAUCUUAAGAGAAUUUACUGUACACUGAGAUUUUAACAUGUAUUUAACCCUGAGUAUACUGCCUAUUUUGUUAUAAUAAAAACUCUAUAUUGAGCUUUACUUAAACUCUAAAAAUAUGGGAAUAAUUAUCUUUAUAUUGAAUAUAUAUAUUAUAAUAUAUUAAUCUAUAUAAAUCUAAAAAAAAAGAAUAUAUUUUAAUUUACUUUCACCAUCAUCUCUUUACUUGGUUUUUCUUUUUUUUUUUUUGUGAAGACGUAUCUGGGCUCUUUUUCAAAUGCAGUCGCUAGCAGCUCAUUCUCCUCUGCCCUCUCUCUCUCUCUCUCUCCCCCCUGUGAAUCCUGUUUCUCGUGGUGUGCAUGGAUUUAAAAGCAAUAGUAUUCAUAAGACGUGUGUGUAAUCAGUACAAGAGCUGGAACACACCUUUGCGUUUUCAGCCGGAGUUGUGAAGAUGCCGGGUUUGUUCUUGAAAGUCAGCAGAAGCUCAUAAACCCUGUUGAGACCCAGUGUUCACUUUUAGCUGGACAGAGGGUCUCCAAGAAAGGCUCUCUCAAACACAAGCCUUUAUUUCUCCACUGGAGGGCGCUCUCACAGAAUCCAGCUCUCACUUUCAUUCUCACUGGACAUGAUUGUUUUCUAAAAGACUCACUUGCUUCCAUUGGACCACAGCUUUCUAACACGUUUUUGACUGGACAUUGUAAAUAUUCUGAUCUGAUUCAUUCCAUUUGUCAAAAGACAAGAAGUGCUAAUAAACAAAUCACACUUUUUUUUUUUUUUUUAAUGAAUGUAUCUUUCUUUGUCAUCAUAGGAUGAGCAUCUGCCAUUUCUGUACAGAAUCAAGUACGUCUGAUGAUGAACACAGUGUUUCUGUUUGGGUUUUUUUUUUUUUUCAUAACAGAUCAGUUUUGUGGUUGGACAAUCUGA